CGAUUGCGUGCUGCUGGGCUGCAAUUGCUAGCUGUAGUCGUCAGCUCUAGGAUCAAGAUCAAGAACUCGAGAGACCUCAAAUCAAUCCACAAACUCUGCCUUGCUCCUCCCUGCUUCCCAAGUGACUGCCGAGACCUCUCCUUCGACCGCCCGCUCUCUUUCUCCAGCCUUGAAGCUACUGAACGUGAUAGGCCAUCACUCCCUCUCAAUUGCGGCUCUCUAAAUCCCAUCGCAGCUUGUCAGUCUCGCCCAGAAACUAGACUCGCCUUCAGCACUGCUGACAGUUGAUAGAUGUCCCUCGUUCACCAACAGACCACGACCCAGGUCGUGGCACAACAAUCCGGCGUCGAACAAGAUCCUCCUGUCUGCCUGACCCAACACUCGGUUCUCCGAAUCACGCUGAGUGGUCGAGCUCUUGUCCUCACAAUCCUCGCAAUAAUCGUCGGUGUCCAAAUCCUCCAGCCCUCGCUCACCUGUACGCUCAUAGCCUUAUCCCCGCUACCCGCCAUCAUCCACAAUGACUAUGUGAACUUCCUCUCCCUCGGGCCCGGAGGAACACCUUCGACCUUCCCCGGGUACCUCAAGAUCGUAUUCCUUCGGUUCUUCGCCCUGUCCGACCCGUACACCCCCGCCCCUUUCUGCGAACCAAUCUACCCAUCGAAAGGCUACUACCAGCGCGCCCAAAGCUGGCUCCCUAAGCGUAACGGCCGUCGCCCAACAGUAGCAGGCAUUGCACCACAGAGACAGCUUGAUCAACCGGGCGAUGCAAGGAUGUACGAGGCGCUUCGAGCGUGUCUGGAAGAUCUUGCGGACAAACAACCCGAUCUCUUGCGGGUGGGAACUUCAUGCUUUGAGAAAAAAGGCCUGGCGUUGUUCUGCCAGGACCCAAUAAAUGCCACCUGUCGAGGGGAGAUCUGCCAUGUCCACCACAGUGAUCGAAGCAUGCAUCUGAAUCUACACCCGGAUGAUGCGAGGGUUGUGCUGGAGAAGGGCUGGGGGGAGAGACAUCCUCUGGCAAGGGGCGGAUGGAUGAAGGCCUACGUGCCUCGUGAAUUCAUCAUGGUCUAUGCUCCUAGGGACCGCACCGAGCUGGACGUUAUAUGCCGGAUUGUUGAGGCUGCUGCGUUCUGGGUCAGCGGUAAGAGCAUCGAGGUCAAGGCUGGGAAGGUUUAGGGGGUGAUAAAUGAAGGAGAAUCGAAAGCGAGAAUGGGAAUGGCCCGGGAUACCCAGGGCAUGGUUAUUUUUUGCUAGUUCUUCAGCGCAAGGAGUUAUGGUCAGGCGAAUCACGAAGAGAAUGCAGAGAUACCUAGAAACAAAUUGUAUAUUCUGAGCGUCUAGCAUUUUGAAUAUUGUUGUGUGACAAAGAGGGAGGACUGGUUGGCUCUUGCUUGCUAUGGAGACAAGAAUCUAGAACCACAAAAACCGAAAGCAACACCUCGAAAUGCAGUAAGCACGGGACGGUGCAUAAGCGAGGCAGGGCACCGCGUAAGCCAUCAAGUUCCUGUUGCGUGUGGAUAAGUAAAGGGAAGGAAGAGGGAAGUUGGUACUGAAGGAGAUAUAGCUAAUCAACUCGGGCGCGCGAGA
Amorphotheca resinae ATCC 22711 is the source of this 1584-nucleotide messenger RNA. RefSeq lists its product as hypothetical. The transcript has a single exon. The record is from RefSeq and is a predicted model, not a curated record. NCBI's taxonomy places the organism in Eukaryota, Fungi, Ascomycota, Leotiomycetes, Helotiales, Amorphothecaceae. The coding region runs from base 292 to 1173 and encodes 293 amino acids.